AUGAACGGAAUAUCAAAAUUACUAAAUGAUAUUAUUAAAACUAGCAUAGUGUUUUAAUAGUUUACUAUGAAACUACCGAGCUUAAUUUAAUUAAUUUUUGGACUCCUUGCAUAACUUCAGAUGGUAAGUUAUUUAGAAUAGCCUGCUUUUGAACCAUAUAAAUCUUUUACCAUUAUUUUAUUUUUUACAAGACCUCACAUAUAUAUUAUUACUUAAGGAAAUUAUGAAAUUACAUUUAUUGUUUUAUUUCUUUUAAUUUAAAUAGUUAUCAUCAUUUGGAUAUAUUAUUGUAUUGUUUUUAAUUAAACAAAAUAGAACAACAUAAUAAAUGAAAUAUAAUUUAGUCAAAUGAACUCAAAUAAAUUACAAAUAAUUAUUUCAAUCAUCUCCUUAUUUUUAUUUUUUAAUAAAGUCUAUAUAGGUCAUAAUAUAAUAGAAUUUUGUAUGCUGCUUCUUGCUGAUAAAUAAUAGACUUCAGUAUUUAUUAUCAUAAUAAGCAUCAUCCUAAUCCUUUAAAUAAGUAUAAUAUUAUUUAUUUAAUGGUAAUUCUUAAAUAGGAGCAUUAGAUUUAUACCUUAAUUGUAAUAUUUAACAAUUAAUUAAUCCCAUACAAAUAUAAUUAAUUUAUACUUAAAAUUACUUCAAAUAAUAAAUUAUGCUUUUUUAGAAAAUAAAGAAGCAGCCUAAAUUGCUUAAGCAGUAUUGAUAAUCCUAAAUUUUAUUCAUAAAUUUUGGUAAAUUAGAUUUAAUCAUAUACACAUGAGAAAUCCAUAUUUAUUAAUAAUAAUUAUAGUUGGUAGUAUAGGAUCUAUAAUGGCAAUUUUACAAUUAUUUGAAUGUUUAUUUAAUUGUUUUACAUUAAGAUUGUGGAUUCCAUUAGCUCCUAUAAGUCUUUUCAUAAUAAAAGGGUUAUUAGAUAGAAAUAUACAUUAAAUAAUGAAUAAAAAAGGUUUUUAGGAGAUAACUAUUAGUGAAUUAAAAUAUGUUUCUUGCAUUAUUGAAGAGGGUAUAGAUACUAAAAAGUUAGAGAAUUAAAUUUUUCUUUUUUAGUAUGUUUAACAUUUUUGUUAAAAAAAUGAGAUCUUAUUUUCAUAUGAGUAACUACUAUCUCAAUAAAUUAUUGAUAGAAUAAGAUAACAUAUGCUAUAAUAGAUAUUGAGAUAAUUAGAAAAUCUAUCAGAGAAAAUUAGAAAUCCUUUUCAUUUAGGAUAGAUAUAUAUUAAUUAUGUUUAAACAUUAAUAAUUCUAGAUAAAUAUGUUGAAGCAUAACAUAUUAUUGAAUAAUUGUUUAGAUAUAAGAGCAAUAAUCCUUCAAUUAUGAAUUCAAGAAUAUAUAGAUUAACUAUAAGAGUUGAACUUAGCAAUUCAUAAUAAACUUUUUUAAAAAUAUUAGAAUGUAAAAUAAUAGCAAUGAUGUAGAGUAAAAUGAUUUAAUAAACUUCAAAAACAAAAUCCAAUUAAUAAACAAUUUCAUUGGCUAUGAGAUAAUUAUCUAUUAUUAAUUCAAAUACUAUUGAUGUUUAAACAAUGUUUUUAAAUGUUUUAAUAUCAAAAAUAGAAUUUUUUAAUAUUAUUUUAAAUGAUAAAAUAGAGUAGAAUCAAUUAAAUCGCAAAGUAUAAAAGAUCUUAUUAGAAAUGGAAACUUUUCUAUAGAAAUUGAAAUCAAAUUAUGAAUUGUUUCCAAGUAUAUUUAUAAUAUUAAUUUUUAAGCUAUUUCAAAUUAGAGUGUUUUGAUGUUCUAUUAAGUAGAAAUUUUGAAUAAUGUGUUAGAUGCAUAUAACUUUAGCUAAAUUAUUGCACUUGAUGAAGAUAUAAUACUUAAACAUAAUUAAUCAGAAUUAUUUAACUUUUUUAAUUAAAGUUUUAAUUUUGUAAUAUUCAAAAUUAUAGAUGUAUAAAAUAUCAUUAUUGAAUAUCAUUCAAUAACAUAAGGUUAAAAUUUUAAAUUAAAAGAAGGUGAUUAAUUGUAAACCUUAAUACCUUAAUCACUUAAACAACAACAUUAAUAUUUAGUUGAAAAUUUUCUUGAAACAGGUUAAAAUAGAUUUUUUUAAUCAAUUGGUGAAACUUUUAUAAAAAUAAGAUAAGGUAUAAUAUAACCAAUUGAUAUUUGUAUGGAUUUGAAUCAAAAAAAUUCAUAAAAUAUAGAAAUUAUAACAGUUUAUAGGUUACCACAAAGUGAAAAACAUAUAAUAUUUGUAGAUUCCAACUUUAGACUUUAAGAAAUAAGUCAUAACUUAUUUUUUGGUGGUUUAAAUCUUUCUGAAGUCUAUUUGGAUCAUAUUAUUGGUAUUAAUAUAAAUAAAGUAAUUCCUUAAUUUAAAAAAUAUAUUGAUGAAAAAAUAUAUGAUAUUAAAAUAUGUCCUAUUAAUUUUAUAAGCUGUUAAGAAGAAGAUGAAUAGAAAGGAAAAACAAAAACAUUUAAUUGUUUAGAUGAUAUUGAAAAUAUCACAUUAUAUUCAUGUCAUUUAACUAUCACUCAAAGAUUCUUUUAAGAAAAUCAAUAUAUAUUUGUAUUGAGAUUAGAUAAUCUUAAAAUAGAUAAAGUUAAUUCAUGUACAUAAUUUAGAUAUAUGUAAAAUUCUGAGAAUCCUUUUGAUAUUGAUGAAUAAAUUGAAAUAAACUUACCAGAUCCUGAAGAAGAUUAUUAUUAAAAGUAAUAAAUGAUAUUGAAUACAGAACGUCAUGAAUUACAAAUUGAUUUAUUAUAGGAAAAUAAUGAUUUCUAAAUAAUUCCAGAGAAAAAAUAAACUGAAAACUCUUUUCCUCGUUUCAGUAAUAAAAUUAAUAGAAAAUUAGAAAAUUUUACAAAUUUAUCAAGUAUUGCUAAAGUAAAAAGAUCUCCCUAUUAUCAAAUAUUUAAAUAAUCCUCAAUUAUUCUUAAUUCUCAAAAAUAAUCUAAGAAUUGGAUUUCAUUAAUUAUCAUUUAUUUAAUAUAUAUUCUUGUUGCAUUUAUCUUUUCGAUAAUUAUAUUUGAUGAAACCUUUUAUUUAAAAGAAUUGAUAUCUCAUUUGGAACUACUUUCUAUUAAGAAUGAAAUCUAUUAACCAAUUGACUCCUUUUUAGUCACUAGAUAUACUAUUGUAACUUAUAAUUAAUUACUUAAUCUGAAAAUGAUUGAUGAGAUAGAACAUGCACAAUUUAUUUAAUUUCCAAAAUCAAAUUUAUUAUCAGGUUAUGAUCUUUUAAAAUAGAGUAUUACAAAGGUAUUAUAUAUACCUGAAUUUUAACCAUUUUUAGAAGAGAAUUAUUUAAUACUUUCCUUAUAUGUAAAGAAUAAUACUGGAGUGAAUUAUAAUAUAAGUUUUAGAGAAUCAAUUCAUUUAUUACUUAAUUAUCAAUAUGAAUAUAAAUUGGCUUAUACAGUAAAACCAUUAUUGACAGAUGGACCUUAUUUUUAUUAUUCGUAUAAAAACAGUCAAAUAUUAUAUAAAAAGUUUGUUGAUCUUGAAAACUUUACUUUAGAACAAACAUUAAUAUAUUCAAAUGAAAAAAUGAAUAACAUUAGAUUAUACAUAACAUUAUUUGGAGUAAUAUCUUUCAUAUUGAUUAUUCUAAAAAUCUAUCAUGUAAAACAGAUUAGAAAUUCCAAAAAUAAAAUAUUAUCUAUUUUAAAAAAUCAAGAUCUACAUCAAGUUGAAUUAGAAAUUAUUAGAUUAAAAUAAAUAACUUUGAAAAUCUAAAAUAAUAGAUAAAUGAUCUAUGGAUAUUCUAUGGAUCUGGAUAAUAUUGAUAAAUCUUUCAAAAAAAAAUAAUCAAAUUUUAAAUAUCGUUAAAUUAACAAUAAAAAAUUGGUUUCUCUAAAUAUAUUUAGAAAAACAUUCGCAAUAUUAUUUCAUUAUCUAAUAUAUUUUUUAGUAAGUUUAAGUUUCUAUCUUAUAACACAUAAUUAAAUAAUCUAUUAUUAAAAUGUAGCAAAAUUUUACUAAAAAAUAUCAGAUGCCAGUGUAAAUAUUUUAAUUAUUUAUGCUUGGAAAGAAGCCUUGUAUUAUAAAGCUACAUUUACAUUUUUCACUCCUUCUGAAAUCUAAGAUUUAUAUUAACAUGUAGAAGAGAGUUUAGAUUCAUUAAAAGAGUUUAAUUAGGAUUUACUUUAAUUAGAUUAAAUUAAUGAAAUUUUUGGACCAUCUACUCAAAUAGUAGAAAAAAUAACUUAAAUUUCUGUAUGUGAUAAUUUAAGCGAAGUAUAUAUACAUAACAAUAAAAUAUUUUAGGAAUAUAAAAUAAAGGCUAAUGGGAUUUGUGACAAAGUUAUGUAGGGAGUUUUAAAAGGAGGACUUGUAAAUGCAUUAAGUUAUGUAAUCAACAGCAUAUCUAAUGAAUAUGAAACAACUCAUUUUGACACUAGAUAAUCACUAGAUAAAUUAGAAUUAGAAGGUUCAACACUUUUAUCAGAUGUCUUGUCAAAAUUUUCUGGUGUUAUAAAAGAAUAAUUUUAAAUUUAAAUUACUGAAUUGUAAUUUAUAGUUUAUGUAAGAGUUUUGUCUAACUUAAGAUUGUUGUUUCAUUGUACUUAGCAUUUGAAAUCGUUAGUAUUUAUUGUUUAAGAUUAAUAUCAAAUUCUGAAUUAAAUAAAAUGA
Paramecium primaurelia is the source of this 4580-nucleotide messenger RNA. The record is from the annotation of a GenBank genome assembly. Lineage: Eukaryota; Ciliophora; Oligohymenophorea; Peniculida; Parameciidae.